AUGGACACAUAUCUGUCAAUGUUUAGAAUAGAGUAUUUUAGAGGUACACCUUUUGGUAGCUCCAAGCAAGUCUUCAUCAUAUCAGGACGUUUGGGUGGACUAGAUAUUAUCACGAAUCGAUUGCACAGUGCACCAAAUGAAGUAAACGUAUCGCCGCUGAUAAGAAUGCACGUGAUCGAUUUAACUGGGUCCACUGCUAGCCCUGAUAACAUACUUUUGUGGUUGUACGAUGUAUUUGUGACGCAAGCCAUAAAGUAUUGCAUUAGAAAAAUUUGGCUUAUUUUGAAAUUCACGACACUCUUGUGUUGA
Molecule: messenger RNA, 309 nt
Organism: Plasmopara halstedii
Lineage: Eukaryota; Oomycota; Peronosporomycetes; Peronosporales; Peronosporaceae
Exons: 3
Coding region: 1-309 (102 amino acids)
Source: RefSeq, a predicted model, not a curated record